Adineta ricciae is the source of this 2637-nucleotide messenger RNA. NCBI's taxonomy places the organism in Eukaryota, Metazoa, Rotifera, Eurotatoria, Adinetida, Adinetidae. The record is from the annotation of a GenBank genome assembly.
AUGACGGAUAUCCUGUCAUCACAUAUUGGAUGGUCACGCAGUCCUAUGCCAAAUGUGUCUCAACAGCAACAACAAUCGCAGCAGCAAGAACAAGCUUUCCAAAAAAAUACACGUCGCGCUUUACCUAAAUUAAAAAAUGAUCUGUCACCACAAGCAACACCGCGUAAAGUUACUCUUUUCCGCAAUGGCGAUCGUUAUUUCCCCGGCAAGCAAACGGCGAUCAUUCCACAGAACUAUUCCAAUCUUGGACAACUAUUACAAGAACUAUCCACAACGAUCGAUUUGCCUUAUGGUGUAAGACGCCUAUUUACACCUAAUCAAGGAUCGGAAGUAACAGACGUUACUAUUAUUAAAGAUGGUGCUUCGUAUGUCUGUGCUUCAUUCGAACCGUUUCAACGCAUCGAUUAUGCUACUAUAUCCGUCCCACGUUUGACAUUCAAUAUCGAGCAACUUCGCCAUCCAACGCACGAGGUACAACCGUCACAUCGACUGAAUAUACGCCAUCUGCCGACACUACCGACUGCUAAACCUGCCCCUCUGAGUACGUCUCCAACGAACUCAAAUGUGAACUCAACAGUGAAUCGCUUCCCAGCGAAUAAUCUUCUCUUACAAUCGAUCAGUCCUUCGAUAACUAAUUCCAAUCAACAAACACAGAAGAAAAUUCUUUCCAAACCAACUAGAUAUUCAUACGAUGGCACACAAAACAAAUCGCGUCAAAUCACAAUUGUCAAACAAGGAAAUGAAAAGCCGCAUAAAUCCAUUAAUAUUUUCGUUAGUCGGCGAACCGUUCAAAGUUACGAACAACUCCUAUUGGACAUAACCGAAUCGUUUGGUUAUCAAAAGAAUCGAGCAGAUAAAAUCAGACGAUUAUUCACUCUCAAAGGUAAACAAGUGAAUGGUAUUAAUGAUAUUUUUCGCGAAGAUGAUGUUUUUGUUGCAUCAACCAAUUCUGCUGAUCUUUCAUUGACGGAUUUGCAAGAAAUUAGCGUAGAAAUAAUGAACGAUCCUCAACGUUCGACAUCACGCAAUGCUGGUGUUAGUCGAAAUCACUUUAAACAAAAUUUGCAGCCACUUCGCGAUCGUGAAACACCGAACACACAAAUAGGUGUCACGACGAACGAGAGUAAAAAAGUGAUUAGUAUACGUGACAGUGGCUUCCUUGACGAUGAAGAUGGACUAUCGGGUAGAGAUAGCGAGCUAACAACAUCACGUAAAACACCAUCACGGCUUGUAAAUGCAACGAGCAAACAACAUGAACUUGUUUCCGAAGACGCAACAACCCCUAAUGAUCUUAUUGGACGCAGACAGAAAAGAACGACACUUAAACCGGGAGACACUAAGACAGUUGAUCAACAACGUGAGCGUGAACGUCAACGCUUAAAAGAAGACGAUGAUGAACGUCGAAAGAAACUGGUAGCUCGAAAAGAUCAGCCAGCAGCGCAAAAAUUCGAACCAUUAGCAGUCGACAUGAAUAAUGACGACGUUCGCGAUCAUAAAUCGAAGACACCAAUAGCUGGUGCCAGUGUAUUUUCUCCGAAUUUCCCUUCAAACAAUGGUGCUACAAUCAAAGUGUCCAACCAUAAACCCACUUCCAUAACGUCAUCAACUCGUGUCAAUCAUCAUGAUGAGAAUAAUCCACUUACUACAGACGCAAACGCUGCUGGAGCGUCAGCAGAGACUAUUCCGAAAAAACCUGUAUUGAAGAAACGUUCGUCUGUAUUACAUACGUCAUCCACUGUUGUCACAGAUCGAUAUGAACUUGGGAAAAAGAUGGGCGACGGGAAUUUUGCUGUUGUUCACCGAUCAAAAUUACGCGGUAGUGACCGUGAGUACGCGAUUAAAAUAGUCGAUAAAUCCAAAAUGAAAGGAAAAGAAUAUAUGUUGGAUCAUGAAAUCAAUAUUAUGUACAUGUGUAACCAUCCGAAUAUCAUUCGAUUAUUCGAAGAUUACGAAACACCGGAUGAAAUCUAUCUCGUGAUGGAAUUAAUUAAAGGUGGAGAUCUGUUUGAUUAUAUUACCAAACAUCGCCGUUUUGAUGAGCCAACGGCUUCGUUGAUGAUUAAAGAUGUUGCUGAAGCACUAUUGUAUUUACAUGCGAAAAAGAUCGUUCAUCGAGAUUUAAAACCGGAGAAUUUAUUAGUAAUGCAAAGAAGAGACGCACGUAUCACAAUCAAGCUAACAGAUUUCGGCUUAGCUAUGCAAGUGUCUGGACCAAUAAAAACCGUUUGUGGCACACCAACUUAUGUCGCGCCGGAAAUACUUGCUGAGACUGGUUAUGGGAUGGAAGUUGAUUGUUGGGCUGUGGGCAUCAUUCUGUAUAUUCUUCUUUGUGGUUAUCCACCGUUCAAGAGUCCCGAUCGAAAUCAAGAAGCGCUAUUUCAAUUGAUUCAACGCGGGAAAUUUGUCUACGACACGGAAUACUGGAGUUCGAUAUCAGCGAAUGCAAAAAAUUUAAUUGAUCAUUUGUUAGUAGUUGAUCGGCAUAAACGAAUGCGCGCUGAUGACAUUCUUCUACAUCCGUGGAUUAUGAGUGUCGGCCAAUCAAAACCCAUACGUAAUACGGAAGAAUUAAAAGCUGCUUUACGCACAAAGUAUGACACAAAGAUCAAAGAAUACACUGAGAAUCAAGCACCGUGA